Molecule: messenger RNA, 606 nt
Organism: Papaver somniferum (opium poppy)
Lineage: Eukaryota; Viridiplantae; Streptophyta; Magnoliopsida; Ranunculales; Papaveraceae
Product: pentatricopeptide repeat-containing protein At2g22070-like
Exons: 1
Coding region: 1-606 (201 amino acids)
Biological process (GO): RNA modification
Molecular function (GO): RNA binding; protein binding
Source: RefSeq, a predicted model, not a curated record
AUGACAACUCUGCUUGAUGGAUAUGUUAAAAUUGGAGAUGUAAAGCAUAAUAGAAACUUCUUUGAUUCGCUGAAUGACCCAGACGUGGUAGCAUGGACUGCCAUGAUAGUAGGAUAUGUGCAGAAUGGAUUAAAUAAUGAUGAUGUAGAGCUGUUUAGAUGUUUGCUUAGCUAUGGACCGAAGCCUAACAAUUUCACGUUAUCUGUCAUGCUGAGUGAAUGUUCAAGCUUGGCUUCGCUGAACCAUGGAAAGCAGAUUCCCGCUAGUGCCUUGAGAUCAGGAGCGGAAUCUUCAGUUUCUCCAACAAAUGCUCUAAUUUCCAUGUGUGCUAAAGCUGGAAGUAUUGAAAAUACUAAACGGGUUUUCAGUCAGGUUUCUUGGAUGAGAGAUAAUGUCUCAUGGACGUCUGUGAUUAUAGAUUUAGCGCAACAUGGUCUUGGAUUAGAAGCUAUUGAACUGUUUGAGGAGAUGCUUGCGCUUAAAAUUGAACCCCAUCAUAUAACGUAUGUUGGGGUAUUAUCUGCAUGUACCCAUGCUGGAUUGGUUAAACAAGGCCAAAAUUAUUUUUGUAUGUUGCAGAAUGUACAUAAGAUUGUACCUUUCUAA